UAAACUGUAAAAAGACUAUUUUUAUUUUCACAGCUUAAACUUGCGUGAGUUUAAAUUUGCUCAGACUCUGAUUUUUGCACUAGAUGAGAUUAACAACAGCACACAACUGUUGCCUGGUGUCACUUUGGGCUAUAAAAUAUAUGAUGCCUGUGGCUCUGUAUCUCAGACUGUCUUAUCAAGCAUGGCUUUAAUGAAUGGCUAUGAAGAGACUUUGCAUGAUGAGUCCUGUACUAAACCACCAUUUGUUCAUGCCAUCGUUGGAACAUCAAGCUCUUCUCCCACUAUUGGUAUGGCCUCUUUAGUAGGUCCAUUCAGCAUCCCUGUUGUAAGAACUCUUUUUUUCUGUCACACAUUAAAUUAAUUCAUGAUAACCUGAUCCUCUUUAGGAACCUUGUUUCAAUGAAAAUGUAACUCCAUUACAACUGUAAAUAUGAAAAGUACUAUGUCAUGUACAUUAUUUGUAUAGCAGUGAUAAAUAGUGGAGUAAAAACUCUUAUUUCUCGUUUUUUGCAGAUCAGUCAUUUUGCCACAUGUGCAUGCCUGAGUGACAUAAAAAGAUUCUCAUCCUUCUUCAGAACAAUACCCAGUGAUUAUUACCAAAGCAAAGCUCUGGCUCAGCUUGUCAAACACUUCGGCUGGACUUGGCUUGGAACGGUGAGGAGUCGCAAUGACUAUGGUAACAAUGGAAUUGCAGCAUUUGAAAAGAUGGCAGAACAAGAGGGGAUUUGUAUUGAAUACUCAGAGGCCAUAACUUUAACUGAUCCAUAAGAGCAGCUCCUAAAGACACUGGAAGUUAUUAAAAAAGCCACAGCCAGGGUGGUGGUGGCUUUUAUCUCAUCUGCAGAUUUUAUUCCCCUCCUGAAAUUAAUAGCACAAGAGAACAUCACUGGGCUGCAGUGGGUCGCCAGUGAAUCCUGGAUCACUUCUCAAGUUAUAGCCGACAAAAAAGAAUUCAGUUUUCUCACAGGAGCUGUGGGCUUCGCUGUAGUGAAUGCCAAAAUCAAUGGCCUACGAGAGUUUCUAGUAACUGUGCACCCUGAUCAAGAACCAAAAAGUGAACUUUUGUUGGAAUUUUGGGAAACUGUUUUUCAGUGCUCUUUCAGAAACACCGGCAGUGGGACACGUGUCUGUACUGGCUCAGAACGCUUAACAGAACUACAAAAUGAAUAUACUGAUGUAUCAGAGCUGCGCAUAGCAAAUAAAGUGUACACGGCAGUGUAUGCUAUCGCAAAUGCACUACAUAAUUUAAUAAAUGAUGUCAAAUCUGCCACCAACAUCAGCAAAGGAGAUCUGCUCACACCACAAAAGGGGUGAUCCAGUGGCAAAAUAUGAUCUGGUGAACUGGCAGCCUGCUGAAGAUGGAAGUCUGCAGUUUAAACUUGUUGGUGUGUAUGACAGCUCACUGCCUUCAGAGACACUCCUUCAAGUUGAUCAAGAAAUCAUGGUAUGGGCUGAAAACAGCAGACAGGUGCCUGUGUCUGUGUGCAGUGAGAGUUGUCCUCCUGGCACCAGGAAGGCUGUACAGAAAGGAAGACCUGUCUGCUGUUAUGACUGUAUUCCAUGUGCAGAUGGAGAAAUCAGUAAUGAGACAGAUUCUAGUGACUGCUUUCCUUGUGAUUUGGAGUAUUGGUCCAAUGAAAACAGAAACAGAUGUGUAUUAAAAGUCAUUGAAUUCCUUUCCUAUACAGAAAUCAUGGGGAUUGUGCUUUCUAUUUGUUCUGUCUUUGGAGCAUUAUUAAGUAAAAUGGUAUCUUUUGUGUUUUAUCUUAAAAAAGAAACACCUAUCGUGAGAGCCAACAACUCAGAGCUGAGCUUCCUGCUGCUCUUCUCAUUGGCUCUGUGUUUUCUCUGUUCACUUACUUUCAUUGGUCGCCCCACUGAGUGGUCCUGUGUGUUACGUCACACAGCGUUUGGGAUCACUUUUGUCCUCUGUAUCUCUUGUGUUCUGGGGAAAACAAUAGUUGUGUUAAUGGCCUUUAAGGCCACACUUCCAGGAAGUAAUGUCAUGAAAUGGUUUGGGCCUGUACAACAGAGACUCAGUGUUGUUUCUCUAACUUUAAUACAGGUCAUAAUUUGUGUGCUUUGGUUAACAAUAUCUCCUCCUUUCCCACAUAACAACAUGAACUAUUACAGAGAAAAGAUCAUCCUGGAAUGUCAUGUAGGUUCUGAUGUUGGUUUCUGGGCUGUUCUUGGUUAUAUUGGUCUGUUAUCAAUCUUGUGUUUUGUUUUAGCUUUUCUGGCCCGGAAGCUGCCUGAUAACUUCAAUGAAGCUAAAUUCAUCACAUUCAGUAUGCUCAUAUUCUGUGCUGUGUGGAUCACAUUUAUACCAGCUUACAUCAGUUCUCCUGGAAAAUUUACUGUAGCCAUGGAGGUAUUUGCUAUGUUAGCUUCGAGUUUUGGUUUGUUAUUUUGUAUAUUUGCCCCCAAAUGUUACAUAAUUUUGUUAAGACCUGAGCAAAAUACAAAGAAAAAUAUGAUUGGAAAAACAUGAAUAUGAACAUGAACAUGCAAUUUGACAAUGCUGAAAUAAAAUGAAGCACAUUUCUGUCAUCAACACAAGUAAACAACAUAAAAUUAAUAAAAUAUGUUUCGUUUUUUCUUUUGUAUGGCUUAAUAAAUCUUUCAAGCACAAAUGUAGUAUGUGUGGUUCUGGCUUGGCAGUCUGAGGUUCAUGACUGGAAAAGUUAGAAUUUUAUGGUCUUGACAAAUAUCAAAAUCACACACACUAUAGUGACUGUACAGUAAAUGCAUGAAUAUACAGGUCUUAUCAUGUAUAUUAUGGUGGCUACAUAUAGCAAUACAUCUGUUAGGGUUGUCUGACCCAUG
This is a messenger RNA of Triplophysa rosa, 2826 nucleotides long. RefSeq names its product extracellular calcium-sensing receptor-like. Gene Ontology annotation, molecular function: G protein-coupled receptor activity. Lineage: Eukaryota; Metazoa; Chordata; Actinopteri; Cypriniformes; Nemacheilidae. The transcript has 4 exons. Gene Ontology annotation, biological process: G protein-coupled receptor signaling pathway. The record is from RefSeq and is a predicted model, not a curated record. Gene Ontology annotation, cellular component: membrane. The coding region runs from base 1253 to 2491 and encodes 412 amino acids.